Molecule: messenger RNA, 4640 nt
Organism: Danio aesculapii
Lineage: Eukaryota; Metazoa; Chordata; Actinopteri; Cypriniformes; Danionidae
Gene: gnptab
Product: N-acetylglucosamine-1-phosphate transferase subunits alpha and beta
Exons: 21
Coding region: 1-3669 (1222 amino acids)
Biological process (GO): N-glycan processing to lysosome; carbohydrate phosphorylation
Cellular component (GO): Golgi apparatus
Molecular function (GO): calcium ion binding; UDP-N-acetylglucosamine-lysosomal-enzyme N-acetylglucosaminephosphotransferase activity
Source: RefSeq, a predicted model, not a curated record
AUGUUGGUCGUUAACUCGCUGUUGAAGCUGCUGCAGCGGCAAACCUACACCUGUCUGUCUCACAGAUACGGGCUUUACCUGUGUUUCGGAGGACUGGUGCUCAUGAUCGUCUCCGCCUUUCAAUUUGGAGAGGUUGUAGUUGAAUGGAGUCGAGAUCAGUACCAUGUUUUGUUUGAUUCCUACAGAGAUAAUGUUGCUGGAAAAUCUUUUCAAACGAGGCUUUGCCUCCCGAUGCCCAUCGAUGUGGUGUACACGUGGGUGAAUGGCACAGACACAGGCCUGCUGAAGGAUCUUCGUGCUGUCAGACAGAGGCUGGAAGAAGAACAGAAGGCCCUGAGGGAACGUCUGGGAAAAAAUGGCUCUGAAAUAACAGAAGCUCCUAAAGGGAGGCCAGAAUGUCUGCUGUCGCACUGCAUUAUGGGUCCAGUGCUGGUGCUGGAUCCUGCUCUUCCUGCCAACAUCACCGUGAAGGAGCUACACACCCUUUCAGCCGCUUUCUCUUCUGCUAAAGAGCUCCUGCAGGUGGCCAAACCUCUGCAUCCGUCCAGCAGUGUCACUGCGCUCCUCUUCCACUCUAACACUGAAGCUGAAAAAGCUCAUGCAGAUGCUUUGAAGGAUCUCCUGACACACUCCAUCAGCAGAGGUUACCUGACGACAGAUAAAGAGGCUCCGGGACUGGUCCGCAUGCACACCCUGGCCUACUUGAGCGGCUUUCCAGCAUCACUGAAGGAAACUGAGCAGCUCCGGGUCAAACUGCCAGCUGUAGUGACCAGUAAAACCAAACAGUUGCAGUUAUACUCUGAAGCCAGCAUCGCUCUUCUCCACCUGAACACAGCACAGGAUUUCACUGAUCUCACACAGCAGGCCAAGAAGAACCUGACGCUGGAUGGGAAAGAGCUGACGGUCAGCCCCGCGUUCCUGUUCUGGGACCUCACUGCCAUCUCACAGUCUAAGCAGGAUGAGGAUGUUUCUGCCAGUCGCUUUGAAGACAAUGAAGAGCUUCGUUAUUCACUGCGCUCCAUCGAGAAGCACGCGCCCUGGGUGCGGCACAUCUUUAUCGUAACAAACGGACAGAUACCAUCUUGGCUUAACCUGGAUAAUCCACGUAUUUCAGUUGUUACUCACAAGGAUAUUUUCCAGAAUCAGACUCAUCUGCCUACAUUUAGUUCUCCUGCCAUAGAGACCCACAUCCACCGCAUCCCAGGACUUUCCCAAAAGUUCAUCUACCUCAAUGAUGAUGUCAUGUUCGGCAAGGAUGUGUGGCCUGAUGACUUCUAUAGCCACUCCAAAGGCCAAAAGGUGUAUCUUACCUGGCCUGUGCCAAACUGUGCUGAGGGCUGUCCAGGCUCCUGGAUCAAGGACGGCUACUGCGACAAGGCCUGCAACAACUCUGCUUGUGACUGGGAUGGAGGAGACUGUCAAGGCACUGCAGGCAGCAGUCGCUUUGGUGGAGCGGGCGGCUCUGUGAUCGGCGGUGGGCAGCCCUGGCAGUUUGCAGGUGGUCUUGGAGGUCUGGCUGGCAUGUCCUUCUGUAAUCAGGGCUGUGCUAACUCUUGGUUGGCUGAUAAGUUCUGUGACCAGGCGUGCAAUGUUCUGGCCUGUGGGUUUGAUGUGGGUGACUGCGGACAAGACAAUUUAAACCAGCUGCACCGCAUCGUGUUGCGCAGGAACCAGACUCUGUACACCCUUCCUCAAGGAGAGCUUAGACCAUAUUUCAGCUUCUCCGGCCUGGCGAACCGCGUGUCCGAGGCUCAUGUAGCUGAUAACCAAGUCCUAAGACACACUUCAGUUGCCAACAAAUGGAAAACCAUCCACCUGCUGCUGCUUCCAGGACACAAUGCCACCCAAAUCCACUACAACAUCACCUUCCAGGGCACAGACCACCACGACUUCACCAUGACCUUCUCAGUAAGUGUUGACACGCGAGAGCUGCCCAAAUCAAACACAUCCACUCCAGUGCGGGACAAAGAAGAAGAGCCCAAACCAACUGUAGUGACCCCUGAACCAGAAGUCCCAUUCGAAGCUGUUCCCAAAGAAAAACAAGGCCCUAAAGUUAGAGAACAAACACAUGUUGAUGUACAGGUGCCUGUGUUAAAUGAGACUCUUUUGCCUGACGUAGUGAAGCUGGAGUUGAAAAAGCUGGACGAGAAGCUAUCGUUGGGCGACAUUACUAUUAAAGGCUUUAAUUUGACCAAAGCGGUGCUGUUGGGGCCCUAUAAAGAGAAAGCUCAGUUUACAUUCAAACAUGAAAAGGACAAAGAAGAAAAGCAGAAACCUUCUUCAACGGCUCAGCUUCUGAAUGAGAGAGCAGCAGCAAGGGUGAAAAGAGAAAAUGGCGAAAAUGUUGAUAAGCUGAAGCCGGUUGCUCCAUCUCUGGUGCCGGUUCAGAUCGAUGAUGUCACAAAAAAAGCUCAGUCGCGGUUGUUCAACAUAGAGAAACCUCAUAUGUUUAAUCUUCUUAGUAACCUGAAGGGGAACUUAUCUAAGGAGAGGGAUUCAGACAGCGAGGGUCAUCUCCGCGGGCGGCCAACGGGUCGUAGGCUUCAGUUUUACAGCGACAGCUUGAACAGAGGUUUCUUGCCGUGGGAGAAGAGGAAGUUCUUUCAGGAUCUGAUGGAGGAAGUGGAUCGUCUCCAGACUGAACUGCAGUACGCAGCUGACCGCACCGCCUCUGGACGCAGACUGCAGGACACUUUUGCAGAUUCACUCCGAUAUGUCAACCGACUGUUAAAUGCUCAGUUUGGCUUCACCUCCCGCAAAGUGCCUGCGCACAUGCCUCACAUGAUAGACAGACUCAUCAUGCAGGAACUACAGGACACUUUUCCUCAGGAGUUUGAUAAAACCUCUUCUCACCGUGUGCGCCAUUCUGAGGACAUGCAGUUUGCUUUCUCUUAUUUUUACUUCUUAAUGAGUGCGGUGCAGCAGCUCAAUAUAUCUGAAGUGUUUGAUGAAAUCGACACAGAUCACUCCGGUGUGCUGUCUGACCGAGAGAUCCGGACACUGGCCACACGCAUCCAUGAGCUGCCCUUAAGCCUUCAGGAUUUGACCAGCCUGGAACAGAUGCUUAUAAACUGCUCAAAAUCUCUUCCAUCCAACCUCACGCACCUCCACGCUGUCAGUCCCACCCAGGAGGCCUAUUACGACCCCGGCAUGCCACCAGUCACCAAAGGUUUAGUGAUCUACUGUAAACCCAUCACAGAGAGGAUCCACAAAGCUUUCAGAGACCAGAAUAAAUACAAGUUUGAAAUUAUGGGUGAAGAGGAGAUCGCAUUUAAGAUGAUACGAACCAACGUCUCUCAUGUAGUCGGGCAGCUCGAUGACAUUAGAAAGAACCCUAGGAAGUUUAUUUGCCUGAACGACAACAUUGACCACAGUCAUAAGGAUGCGGGCACGGUAAAAGCGGUACUGAGGGACUUCUAUGAGUCCAUGUUCCCACUGCCAUCUCAGUUUGAGCUACCCAGAGAAUACAGAAACCGCUUCCUCCACAUGACUGAACUGCAGGAGUGGCGAAUAUACAGAGACAAGCUGAAGUUCUGGACCCACUGUGUGCUGGUGACAUUAGUCGUCUUCACUGUCUUGUCUUUCUUUGCUGAGCAGCUGAUCAUGCUGAAACGACGGCUCUUCCCAAGACGCAGAGUCAGCAAGGACGCAAACCCAGAGCGGGUAUGACCUUUCCCCAGAAAACAUGAAGUAGUGGAGCCGUACUUGAGUCAGACUAGCCCCAAAUGGAGAUGUUGGGAUGAAGCUUAAAGGUACAGGCCUCCUCCACAAAGGGGCAUUAGUGGGACACACAGACACUCCACAUGGCGUAUUGAAUGUGAACUCAACUCAAUGGCCAAUAUUGAGUGCGAGUUGCCAUAAACCCUGACUUAGGAUUUUUAUUUAUAUGGGAAACUUAAGGGUAAAAGUAUUACCCAGCAGUCUCUUUAUCCGGUCUUUCCUUCCUCAUUCUUACAGUGCCUUUCUUUUACACAUGAAUGAAACUGGUUCUUUCUGUCUUCUUUCAUCUUUCGGACUCUCUAAAUUCUUUAAAAACCGAACAGCAAGCUUGAUAUCUAUCAAAAAUGGAGGUAUUUCCUUCUCUUUUUAAAAGCAUGCCAUUUUUCUUUUUGCUUGAAGUCCUUCACGUGAUUGUCUCUUAGCGGGACAUUAAAUUCUGACUUUGUCUGAAAUUCAGAUGCCACCAUGUGUGUGGCCCUCAUGUGUAUUGAUUAACUGCUCACCUUCAGGUGUCUUUUAAAGGGAUUGUUUUUUUUUUUUUUUGGAUAAACAAGUUGCGACUACUGACCCCAAACUUCAGGGCUGACAAAACACGAUGAAUAAUCAUGUCGUUCUGGGAUCAAGUUCCCUGUUUACUUUUAUUUAUUGGGUUAUGAAAGACACCAUCGUAAUAUACAAGCGUAUCUUUGUGUUAUUUUGAUGGUCAAAUUGUUUAAGAAAAUAUCUUUUAGGUCUUUAAAUUACGCUGAUGAUUUGCCACUUUUUGUGUCAAUCUGAAAAUGUAAGCAGAAAACGGUGCCUCUUAUUUGUUUUUUUUUAAUUGUUCGAGCAAAGUUUGAUAAUGAACGUUACUUAAUCUGAAUGCCGUACCAUAAUGAAACAGCCAAAUCUGUUUAUUAAUUAAAAGUCUUUUAAAAUCA